Xyrauchen texanus (razorback sucker) is the source of this 3029-nucleotide messenger RNA. RefSeq names its product protein EURL homolog. Bases 141 to 1013 code for a protein of 290 amino acids. The transcript has 5 exons. Lineage: Eukaryota; Metazoa; Chordata; Actinopteri; Cypriniformes; Catostomidae. The record is from RefSeq and is a predicted model, not a curated record.
CGCCUGCCGUUCGCUUCAAUAACAAUAUACCCGCCGCGCUUUAGAAGCGUGGCUCAUGUCUCUGAGGUCAGCCAGUUUCCAUCAUUUUUUCCUCUGGAUUAUCUUGAAAUUUCACCUGACAUCGUAACGAAUAAGGCAUCAUGGAGGAAGAAGUGCACUUUGUGAACAUAGACCUGAACGAUGACAACAUCUGCAGCAUCUGUAAACUAGAGACGGACACUGGGACGCUGUCUUUCUGCCAUGUGUGUUUUGAACUGAGCAUAGAGGGUAUAUCCAGUGCUACUCUGCUACACUCUAAAUCUCUACGUGGUCAUAGGGACUGCUUUGAAAAGUACCAUCUCAUUGCCAACCAGAAGCUCUCCCACGACAAGGCCUCCCACAGUGCAUACGAGGGCGUGAAACGAGCACUGAGCCAGCAAAUCAACCGCAUUAUACAGUAUGCCCAGAAUAGAGACUCUGAAUCCAUAGAGACACCCGGGCGCUGGGGGGCCAAACAGAUUCUAUGCCACUCACAACAGGGCGGAAGGAAACUCGUGCCUCAGUCGGACGCCCAAGUGCCCCGUUACUCCCCUCGCUGGGCGGAGGAGGUGUCAAUGGCGGAGUCAGAAUAUGGUAAAUCCAGGUUGGACUGUCACUCCGCUGAGGAGCUUGGCCUCGGCCUGCUGCAGAGCUCACAUCAGGGAUUGUGGGCUGGAGAGAGACACCACCCACAAGAACAGCAGAACAGAGAGCAGAGAGACGCAGCCAGACAGAGGAGACACACAGGACACGGUCGAGAACAGUUGGUGAGGAUGAGUAUGGAGGAGCUUCAUCAGAUGAAUGAGCAGCUGUUGCUACAGAUACAAAAUGUGUUUGAGGAGCUCUCUGUGGCUGUACAGGAGAAGGACUCCCUUUCAUCAGAGCUUCAUGUACGACACAUAGCCAUAGAGCAGCUCUUCAAAAACUGUGCCAAACUGCCAUGGCUCCAGAUCGGUAGAGCAGGGAUCAAAGCUGGCAACAACCCAGUAGAAUGAGAGUUUUUGUGGAUGCCAACAUCUCUCCAUAAAGACACCACAAAUCCAUUUAGACUAAAGUGGAAGCUCACUUUGGACCUAGGAAUGUACAAAGCUUAAACAAGAAACACACUCGCAUGCUUUCCACUCCUAGUGUGCUAGUGAGAGGUUGUGGUCACCCUGCUCUUCAAGGCGACGUUUGACAUUUUCAGCCAUACUUGAAGUAGAAAGUCCUAAGGAAAAGACUUUGAACGUUUGAAAGUGAAACUAGUGCAUUUUGCAGUCCUGUCCAAAGUGUUUCUAUGCAGAUUGAGGUGUUUGUGAAACACUCAACAUUUCACAUGAACUUUUAAAUCUUUUUUUUUGUGGUUCCAUUUCAUGUAUAUUUUUUUUCUUUCCAUUAUUGUUUACUCUCCACACUUGAUCAUUUUUGGGUGGUUAAUAGACAGUCUGACAAUUCCUCUAGCACAUUUGGGCUUGCUGAUUGGUUGUGGAGUUGCUGUGGUAACUGUUGCUUAGUUAACAGUUUUUCCCUCCCUCUGCUCACUGCAGUGGAACUUGUUUAAGAGUGUGGUGCAGAUUGCGUUGUUCCAUUCCUCUAAGUUAUAUUUUGGUGUUACGCUAAAUGACACCACAGAUUUGUUUUGUGGAAGAUUACACUUCAUUUGUCAUUGCACUCUUAAAGCGAAACAAGCGGUGCUAGUACCUAGCUCUUUCUCAAAUUUGGUAUGUCAAGAUUUUACGAGUUAGGAGAAUUGGGGAGGGAAAUGGUAUGGUUGGUGGUUGAUCCUCCAUAAGUGUUGAGCAAUGCUUUGUAAGGCCUGACUUUUUGUUGGGCUUGACUUGGUGGUGGUAUUAAAAUUGGAGUGAUAUCUUCAACCAUCUGAACUAGAGCUUAACCAAAGACAUUUCAGUAUUUAUUUUGUGUGUGCAAUUGUUUGCUUGUUACAAUUAUUUAAAACCAAAUUAGCUAUUUGAUUCUCCUUUGUGUAAAUUUAAACCCUCUUGAACAUUUUGUCAAAGUCUCCACCCCCAAAUAUGCGUGUUCUUUUUUUUUUGUAGUGGUUUUCCUUUCUGUAAUGUUUAGAUGUUUUUUUUUUUUUUUUUUUACUUUGUUUUGGGGUCUGCACAUAAAUUGACUGGGGCAAUGUGAGCUUUAACCCAACUGCCUUGAUUUUUGGGUCAGACUGUGCUACCAUCUGGUGGGCGUUCAGAGAAUCAGACCUUCCUGUUCACUUACUGCAUUGAUGUUCGCAUGGUUUAGUGUCUAUUAUCUCUAUAAUCUUAAAAAAAAUAAAUAAAUAACAAUGCAAAAUUUGAAAAUUGUUUUAGGAAAUCAGCUUGGUAUACUUGAAUUAUCUGUUCUCUUUAUAAGAGAUGCAAAUUUGACUGACCCCUUUGGGGUUUCUAAGAAAAGUUUUUCCAUUUUUUUUUUUUUUUUUCAAAUAUUUUAUAUGAGUGGGUUAUAACAUAAAGUAGUGUAUUCUGGAUAUGCAUUUGUUAGUAACUAUAGAUGAACUGGAAAAAAGCAAUAUGAUGUGUGGUUUACUUUCUUUGGGUUGUUUAUGAAAAGUAUGUAAAAAUAAAGUUUUACAUACUUUAUUUUAGUGGUUUACUCUUUGUGUGACAUACAGGAGUUUAGAGUUAAAGAAGUAAAUGAAGCACACUGCCCAAAUAAGUUUAUUCUCUUACUGCAGAGAAAAUGAUUGAACUACACGAGUUGGAUGAGUUUCAUGCUUGACUGUCUCGAGUGUGUUGCAAACGAAGGCCAUGCAUUUCAAUGUUAACUUGUUUAUGUUGGUGUAAAUUAUGUAUUAUUAAUUUUCUAAUGUUUAUUAAUUGCUUGUGCUAUUACUUUUUUUCUUUUUUAAGAUAAAAUUUUUCUAGUGGCCUGUGUUGUGACAUUGAGAUGUUUAUGCAAUACUAUUUUUAGUGGAGCUUUCCAUCAGUGUAGAAGAUUUCUGGAUGCUUUCUGUUUUCUGUUUUUUGACAUUAUGUGCUCAUUAUGUGCUCAAGGUAUUUAAUUAAUAAAAAUAU